This is a messenger RNA of Aspergillus costaricaensis CBS 115574, 1619 nucleotides long. RefSeq names its product N-acetylglucosamine-6-phosphate deacetylase. NCBI's taxonomy places the organism in Eukaryota, Fungi, Ascomycota, Eurotiomycetes, Eurotiales, Aspergillaceae. The transcript has 2 exons. The coding region runs from base 40 to 1314 and encodes 424 amino acids. Gene Ontology annotation, molecular function: N-acetylglucosamine-6-phosphate deacetylase activity. The record is from RefSeq and is a predicted model, not a curated record. Gene Ontology annotation, biological process: N-acetylglucosamine catabolic process.
UCUGGUUGUGAGCGCGGCGCGGCUCGAAGUAUACCCAACAUGCCUGGCAAAACAUCCACCUCCCUUCCCCGCAUCACCAAAUUCACCAACUGCCGUAUCGUCAAGGGACUUGAUCUCGUCGAGCAAGACGUAUGGAUUGAUUCAAUCUCUGGGAAGAUUCUCAAGGAUCAGGAAGCCUUCUAUGGAUUACAUCUCUCCCCCGAUAAGGUCAUCGACCUAGGCGGCCGCAUCUUGGCUCCCGGCCUUAUCGAUGUACAGUUGAAUGGUGCUCAGGGCUUCGACUUCUCCGUUCCCCAGGCCUCCAAAGAACUAUACGAUGAAGGUCUGCGGGCCGUUAACAAAGGUCUUGCCAGGACGGGAGUGACUUCAUAUCUCCCGACGGUAGUCAGUUCUACUCCCGAAGUCUACUGGCAGGUACUUCCAUCGCUAGGGGCAUCUGGAGAGAGCCAUCGCGCCGAAGAUGGCGCGGAGUCGCUAGGCGCUCAUGUCGAAGGUCCAUUCAUCAGCCCUGGUCGUAAUGGCGUGCAUAAGACAGAAGUUCUUCGUGCAGCAACAUGCUUCGAGGAUGUCAUCGCUUGCUAUGGCAAAGACAACCUCACCGGCCCAUUUAAAUCAGUGCGCAUGAUCACAGCGGCUCCUGAGGUUGGAGACAUGCUGCCGAACAUUCCCUCCCUCACAGCAGAGGACAUCAUCUACUCCAUUGGCCACUCGGACGCAACGUACGAGCAAGCCCUCACCGCCACCCAGCAAGGCGCCACCAUGAUCACGCAUCUUUUCAACGCAAUGCGGCCCUUUUAUCACCGGAACCCCGGUAUCUUCGGCCUCCUAGGGCAGAAUGAAUGCCCGCGACCAUUCUACGGCGUCAUCACCGACGGCAUUCACCUGCAUCCCACCUCAAUUCGCAUUGCCUACAACGCCCACCCCGAAGGCCUCAUCCUCGUCACUGACGCCAUGAAGCUAUGCGGUCUCCCCGACGGUAUCUACGACUGGACCAAUGGCGAGCGCAUCAUCAAGAACGGCGCCCGGCUGACCCUCGAAGGCUCGGACAAAAUCGCCGGCAGCUCAGCCACCCUCAUUGAGUGCGUCAACAAUUUCCGUCGCUGGUCAGGCGCCUCCACGGCCGAGGCGCUCAACGCGGCUUCCGCCACCCCCGCACGCCUUCUGGGUUUACAGGGCGUCAAGGGGUCCCUGGAGAGUGGCGCGGAUGCGGACUUGCUUGUGCUGGAUGAUGAGGAGGACCCCUUCUCGGGCCCCACCUUGACUGUGAGACAAGUCUGGAAGCGCGGAGUCAAGAUCUAUGAUACCGGCAAAUAAGAUGCAGUGCCUUUUGACUUGCGCACAUGCUGUCUGAACGAGUUAUGCGCUGCAGAAAUCGUUUGGUUAUUACUCAUUCAUGCGUUACGCUCGAAUUUUGAUCUCUCUAGCAGGCUUGGGAGUUUUGGUUUGGAUUAUGCUGCUCGUUCCUUCUUGGCUCGCGUCGGUUUAGAGACUUGCAUGGAGUGGGCUCUCGUGGGCUCUGUUCAUUACCUUUCUUUUUGUACUUGGGUCAUUUCAACAACCGGGAUAAAGUAGACCUCCCACAUGGAUAGUAAAUAGAAUGUCAAUGAUAGAUACAGGCC